Molecule: messenger RNA, 2378 nt
Organism: Drosophila mauritiana
Lineage: Eukaryota; Metazoa; Arthropoda; Insecta; Diptera; Drosophilidae
Gene: pkaap
Product: A-kinase anchor protein 10, mitochondrial
Exons: 4
Coding region: 136-1986 (616 amino acids)
Biological process (GO): intracellular protein localization
Cellular component (GO): plasma membrane
Molecular function (GO): protein kinase A binding
Source: RefSeq, a predicted model, not a curated record
CACUAUCGCCUGAAACCAUUUUCAUAAUAUUUACCGUCGCACUGCAUUAAAUUAUUUCAUCGAAUCUCCAGUAAAUCGGCAUUUUGAAGCACAAGAAGCACUUCUCGAAUCCACCGAAAGCCGGAGAAUGUAAAGAUGUUAAAUUACAUAAAGAGGCACGCCAGCCGACGUCGCAGCAGCCAAGAUGCCACGGAUGCCAUUUGUGGCCAAAUGCCAGCGUAUGAUGUGGACACCACCGACGCCGCUGGAGCUGGUGAUGCAGCCAUGGCUCACAAACGCCACUCGCUGCGCUCCACAACCAGUUUCUGCGACGAAGUGUUCCUAGAAGCGAAGGAGGAGGGCGGCGUGGGAACCACGGGAGGAGGAGGCGGUGGAGGAGCCCCCUCCGAUGGCAUCAGUCUCGCCAGCAACGAUGACAUUUUCACCUACAACUCACGCCUCUCCAUGAAUCUCGCUUCCAUCGUCAACGAUCCGAACUGCCUGAGCUUCUUUGUUCAGUAUCUGGACACCCGACAGGCCCUGCCGCUGAUCAAAUUCUACUUGGACAUUGAGAACUUUAAGCGGGCGGCGCUGACGCAAGAGAAGGAGGAACCGGAGGAGGCUCCUCGGAUGGCGAUGGAACAAUCUUCUCCGCACAAAGAUGAAAAAGAUGUACCUGAAUUGAAGACGCUGUGCGAUCUGUCAAUGCGCAAACCCCUCACAGACGACGAGAAGAGCCGCAUUUAUGCGGAGACCAACAAGCAGCUCAAUAGGCAAAAGUCUGGAACAGAAAGUGUGAUGAACUCCGAGCUGUCGCGGGCCAGCAUCAGCGAUGCUAUUGCCAUAUACCAAAAGUAUCUGAUAGUGAACGCCAGCCUGCAAGUGGAGCUGCCCAUCGUCAUCCUCGCGCAUAUAUCGCUGCUCCUUUGCGGAAGGGAUAAGUCCGAGUGCAGCAAACCAAUCCCGGCUAGCUGCUUUGACGAAGCUAGAGAGUUUGUGCUGGAGCAGCUGGAGCGGGAUCAUGUGCAGGGAUUUCUACAGAGCGGCUACUACUCCACAUACUGUCUGGAGUUGAUCGAGGGCGGCUCAGUAAAUAUCUACGACGUCUUGAACAGCGAACUGGCUUUGUUCUACUUCACCGAGUACCUGGAGCAGCGACAAGAGCGGGAAUGCCUGGAGUUCUGGAUCACCGCCAUUAACUUCCGCAAGAGCUUUGCUUCCGGCGAGGAGAAGGAGGAGGAUCGCAAGGCUGCGCAAAGCGAUGCCAUGAUCAUAUACGACAAAUACUUCUCCCUCCAGUCCGAGUGCCGUCUGUGGAUGUCCCAGAAGCUGCGCUCACGAGUGGAACAAGCGAUCUGUGCUCCGAAUGAGCAGUGGCAAGCCUUCGACUUGGCCCUCUUGGUGACGGCCAAGUAUCUGGAGCAAAAGUAUUUCGCUGACUUUCUAAAGUCGCACAUCUUCGAUAACUACGUGAACGAAUUGAAGGUCAAGAGAGAUAAUUCCACCCCUCAUCCGAAUCUCCAGCACAAGCUGAGCUUGCGCAGAGCUGGCAAGUCCUCCAAUGCCCAACAGCAGCGACAUCGAAAAACUCUAUCCAUGUCAGACUGCACGCACAUUUCGCAGCACAACACACUGCUGGCUUCCAUGGAUCAAGCGCCGUCCAAAACAGCGCUAAAUCAUCAGUCGGGAAAUCUCAACAUCGAUGCUAGGCAGCUGACGAAUCCCCAACUUUUGUGGCAGCGUCCUGUGGGCGCAUUGAAAUUCGGUUUUGUUAACUCCUUGGGACGCUAUGAGCGGGACUUUGAGGCCGUGGACGCAGUGGCUCUGAAAUCGCAGCCGUGGUCACUGAGCGUCAGCGGAAGCAAGCUGAAAAAUGCCAUGCGGAAGCUGGUGAACCUGCCGGAGGACAAUGUGCAAGAGGAGAUAGCUUGGCAGGUGGCCGAGAUGAUUGUCCGGGAUGUUACGAGUGUCACUCUCAGUGACAACAAGACUCCUCCGCUGGCCUGAUGUGCUUUACCUUUACUGAAUUUAUUUCAUACUUAUUCUCAUUGUUUUACAAAUUACUCUUUUUGCGCCGAAAUCAAAGCGAGAAUCAAUCUCCCCGACAUGUGCACAAAAAAGAAGUCGCAACAGAAGCUCUCUAUUAAUCUCCCCUUAUGUACAAAUUGUGUUGAACAAAUCAAAUACUUUACUUUAACUUAUUUUAAUUAUUGCUAUGGGCUUUGAAAGCGCAUUAUUAACGAAACUAUCGCUCGCUCAUUUGUUAUUUACAGCAACAGAACGCAAAACUCAAAUAUGAAACAGAAGCUAAGUUACUUCAUUCCGUUUUAAUAUGUUUAAACAAUUGUAUUACAUAAUGUAUAUGAAUAUUUUUGCAUACUGAUGAUACACACUACCAA